AUGGCCGCAAAGAAGUACCAGCCCCUCACCCUCACGCCCAUUAACUUCUCGCUCACUGAGGGCACCUCGAUCCCCGCGCCCGUCGACACGCCGCCAGAGACGCCGCACCAGCCUGCGCCGGGAAAGGGCCCUCUCUCGUCGCACCCGACCCCCAAGUCGGCCGUCUUCCCGCACCACGAAGCGACUCCUCCGGCCAAAGAAUCCUCGGAGACAGCAGAGCCGAACCUCCACCAGACCGCUACCAACGAUGGCGCCAGCACCAUGUCGCCGUCGAGCCCCUCGAGCAGGCGCCCGUCCUCGGUGCGCAAGUUCCUGGGCCUGCGCCCGCUCUCGUCACACGAUAGCCUGAAGUCGGAGCGACCGGGUUCACCGGCUACAAUUGCCAGCCAGCCAAGUCUGUCCAGGAAGAAGAGUGGCAGCUGGUUCGGCAAGAACAAGAGGCAGAGCUCCUUCAUCAUCGGUUCGCUGCCGGAAGGUAAAGAGAGCACCACAAACUACCAAGCCAACGGGGCCAAAUCACCGCCCGUGAAGAAGGGCCCGCCGCCCCCGGCGUUACCAGACCUCAAGAGCUUUGGCGUCAGCUCGGACCUCGGAGCAGAUGACAUGUUCAAGGGCAUAAACUAA
Molecule: messenger RNA, 624 nt
Organism: Paraphaeosphaeria sporulosa
Lineage: Eukaryota; Fungi; Ascomycota; Dothideomycetes; Pleosporales; Didymosphaeriaceae
Exons: 1
Coding region: 1-624 (207 amino acids)
Source: RefSeq, a predicted model, not a curated record